AUGGAACAACUACAAGAGAUUGCACAAGAGUCGCUGGCCCUUUCCCAAAGUGCACUUGCUCGUUUGGACUCGUGUUUAGAGAGACAGCGAAGAUUAUACGAAUCUGGAUUCCCAGACCAGUGUCUCUCCGACAAAUCUAGCACAAAUAUGGCACAAUAUUACGAAUACAUUGGUCAGUUAUAUUCACUUUACACCAAAGCUCAAAAGUUGAGUGACACCGUCAUCCUUAGCGAUAGCAAAUCUCUAAGUUCUGUUCAACAGCGCGCUAUUGAAAACUUAAUACAGGAGUUCCAAGAGAUAGCCAAGAAUGACGAAAACUUUAUUUCAUAUAGCAUGAGAGAGUCGCCCAACUCUAUGUCAGUACAGAGCAUCUGCUCUUUUCAACCAAAACCUUUGAAGAUUCUGCAAAGGAGGCAAGCGCAAUUGGAAUCUCCAACAAAGAGAAGUUUCCGCCCCAGCAUGUCUCUAUUGGAUAAUCGGGGUGAUGAGACCAACCUUGCCACAGCUUCGGAUCGCUCCCAAGAAAGGCUUUUAGGCUCUUCACCUUCUAGCAUACACUUCUUUCGUCCAUCACACACAAACGCGGAUACGCUUUUUAUUAGGAGCGCCAAAUCUUGCGACGCAGGACUGAAUAGGCGAAGCAACCCCCAUGAAAACAGGCUCAAUUUCUUCAAAGACAGGCAAAGACUAUCAAUAUCUUUCAUAGAAGAUGAAGAAGAUGUAUCGGACGAAGCGACCGUUAUUUCGGCUGGCUCACUGCAGUCAGCAUACAUUUUUGAGACGGACAUCAAGUCUUCACCCUUUAAAAGCCAAAUAGGAGAGAAAGAGAUUAGAAUUCCAAAAGCCGGAUAUCUCGCGGUAGGCGAAAAGAGUAAAGGCUUUAACAAUCUUCUUUCGGCAACGCCCUCCGCACCACAGAUUGGCAUCACGGAGGUGGACUAUAAGCCAAACUUUGGUUUCAGCCACCAACCAGGAGUAGAACGCGAAGCUUCUCAAUCGAAAAAAAUGUUGUCCCAGCUUGUCAGCCAAGGAAAUAAGACAAAAUGCAAAAACUGGUUUAAUGAAUGCGACGGCCUUGGGAAACCAAUUUCAAAUACACUUAGACUUUUAAACAAUUUGGUGCUGGUCACUUCAGAAACUGGGCUCAGGAGCGUAAAUAACACAACCUCUGCAAAGCUUUUGAUGCCGCCGCGAAAACGAAAAGAGAAACAAGCGGCACAUGGAUCUUGCUCUAUUUUUAUUCACGGUUCGAGCAGAUCAAAAUUCGUUACUGCCCCCCAACAAACAAAACUGCAUUUUAAGGUUUCGCAUGGUGCUUUACAAGAAGCUCUCAACACAGAUUUGGACUUUAAAUAA
Lachancea thermotolerans CBS 6340 is the source of this 1356-nucleotide messenger RNA. RefSeq names its product Vac17p (gene VAC17). The transcript has a single exon. Gene Ontology annotation, biological process: vacuole inheritance. Gene Ontology annotation, molecular function: protein-membrane adaptor activity. The record is from RefSeq and is a predicted model, not a curated record. NCBI's taxonomy places the organism in Eukaryota, Fungi, Ascomycota, Saccharomycetes, Saccharomycetales, Saccharomycetaceae. The coding region runs from base 1 to 1356 and encodes 451 amino acids.